GUGCACGCGCCACCGCCCAUCAGCUGAGACUAGCAGCGGAGGGCUCUGGGCCCCGGGGUGACGGCGGCUGGGAAAGGAGGAGAAGGAAGCCUGUGAGGUUACGGUGACUCCUUGAAAACCCUAUAGCCUACUUGCAGUUGAUGAAAUCAGCCGGUCAGCCUACCAGCCAUGUCUUACACUCCGGGGAUUGGUGGGGACCCUGCCCAGUUGGCGCAACGCAUCUCUUCUAACAUCCAAAAGAUCACACAGUGCUCUGUGGAUAUACAAAGGACUCUGAAUCAACUUGGAACACCUCAAGAUUCACCAGAAUUGAGGCAACAGCUGCAGCAGAAGCAGCAAUAUACCAACCAACUUGCGAAAGAAACAGACAAGUACAUUAAAGAGUUUGGAUCACUGCCCACCACCCCCAGUGAACAGCGUCAAAGAAAGAUCCAGAAGGACCGGUUAGUGGCGGAAUUCACAACAUCUCUGACAAACUUUCAGAAGGCCCAGAGGCAAGCUGCUGAGAGAGAGAAGGAGUUUGUCGCUCGAGUGAGAGCCAGCUCCAGGGUAUCGGGUGGUUUUCCUGAAGACAGCGCAAGAGAAAAGAAUCUUGUGUCCUGGGAAAGCCAAACACAGCCUCAAGUGCAGGUCCAAGAUGAAGAAAUUACAGAGGAUGACCUCCGCCUUAUUCACGAGAGAGAGUCUUCAAUCAGGCAGCUGGAAGCUGAUAUUAUGGACAUUAAUGAAAUAUUCAAAGACUUGGGAAUGAUGAUUCACGAGCAAGGAGAUGUGAUUGACAGCAUAGAAGCCAAUGUAGAAAGUGCAGAGGUACACGUUCAACAGGCGAACCAGCAGCUGUCAAGAGCGGCAGAUUAUCAGCGCAAAUCCAGAAAAACGCUUUGCAUCAUCGUUCUUAUCCUCGUGGUCGGAAUUGUGAUAAUCUGUCUCAUCAUAUGGGGACUGAAAGGCUGAACCGGGAAGGAGUGGACCGCUGCAUGACGUCGUCUAGGUUAUGUAUGCAGAUGCUCGGGAUCACUUUCUACUGUUAUUAAGGCUGUGGUGUAAAGGAUGGUCCCAUACUAUGUCAUUUUUGUUGGGGGUGGGGAAGGAGGUUCUUUUGGAUUCGAUCUGAUAAUUUCUAAUACUGAAGGUUUUUCUAAAUACCAUUGCUGGUAUAGCAUCCAUGCUUUUUAGUUCAAUGACUGUUGGAUUUUGCUCACAUUGUGUAUGAUGUUCAUUUAUAACUUAUUUAUAUUGUUUGACUGAGUUUGGGGAAUUAUUUGAUUGGUAUGUGUAUUCUGCUUGCACCCCUGCAUUAUGUAACAUGAACCAGACUGUGCUAUCAUUUUUUUUUUAAAUUCAGGUUUAAAUUUGAUUUGUUCAGCCACUAUUCUCAGUAUCAAAACCAUACCAUACCUACUUGUGGGACAUUUUAUCCCCUGUGGUUCACAGCAGUGCCAAUCAUUAUUGAUCUUUCAUUAUCAGAUUGCUUUUGUCCUCUCUGAAUAGAACCCAUGAACCAGUUCCCAGUGUGUAUAUAUACAUUUCUGUGUAUUGUGUAGGAAAGAUGGUUAGGAUAGAUUGUCUUCACAUGUGGGCUGCUCAGUUCGAUGUGUCCCAAGGAGUGCAUAGGGACUGGAAUGUUUUGUGUAACUUGGAGGAAUUGCCUGAAAAACUACACCCAUAUCUAUUCUGUUUAGAUGCUAAAGAUUCCAGUUUCUUAUUGCACUGCACAGUCUUCGUACUGUGGUUCUGUGUUCUACAGAAUACUGAUUAGAUGUGUAUCUUUGAGUCAUUAUCACAAAGUAACUUUCCCACACUUGAAGAUUUGGGACUUAAUUUUUGCACAAGUUUUGACACUUAAAUUUAUAGUUUAUUUAGAGUGCCAUUCGUUUUUUUAACCAUAUUUUAUUAGAAUAAAAAUCAGAUGUCUGCCAAUGAACUCACUUGCCUUUUAAAAAUCAAUGUUUAAUGCAGUAAUCUGAAUGCUGUAAAAGGGGUUAUCUUGCUUAACAUUUGUGUUUUCAUAAUGUCAUGUUAUAGCAGUUUGCUAGUGAAGGCGUUGUUUAAUGUGGCAGGCUCUGGAACUUUUAAAUGGGAACAAGUGAAAUCGGAACUAAUAAUUGUGUCCUUGCAAGCAGAAUAAAGAUGAUUUCAGAGAUGUCUGCUAA
Messenger RNA from Arvicola amphibius (Eurasian water vole), 2153 nucleotides. It is a transcript of the gene Stx7, whose product is annotated as syntaxin 7. Lineage: Eukaryota; Metazoa; Chordata; Mammalia; Rodentia; Cricetidae. Gene Ontology annotation, cellular component: endomembrane system; membrane; synaptic vesicle. Bases 169 to 954 code for a protein of 261 amino acids. Gene Ontology annotation, molecular function: SNAP receptor activity; SNARE binding. Gene Ontology annotation, biological process: vesicle fusion; intracellular protein transport; vesicle-mediated transport. The transcript has 10 exons. The record is from RefSeq and is a predicted model, not a curated record.